AUGCUUCGCGAUAAGGGCAACGUGAGGCAAUUAAAAAACGAAGAAUUAACAGUUUGUGUGGAAAGAGUCAAAUCAUUGCCUAAUAUUCCGGAAGACGCCAUUCAAAUAGAGAAGUGGGGCGUUUCAGGAGGGAGUUAUGGGGAUGUCUCAUUUGGAACAUACCGGCGUAAAAAGGUAGUGAAGAAGGAUUUCAGAUUCAUGAACACGAUUGUUGAACGCAUAUACAACUACCGCGAAGCCUACACGCUUGCUACCUGCAAUCACCCAAACAUCGUCAAGUUCAUUGGUGCCGGUCCAAACACGCGAAUGGCCGACAUUCGCUAUGUUGUAAUUGAGCAAGCAACAGAUGCCUCCCUGCAGGAGCUCAUUUAUUCGGAAGCCAAGUACAACAUUUGGCACGUAAUGCUCUGGGCCCUGCAUCUUGCAGAUGGGUUGGAUUACCUUCACUCUCGUGCUGAGCCAAUUAUCCAUCGUGACUUAAAACCCGCCAACAUGCUACUCUUUGACGGAUGCACCACUCUCAAGAUCAGCGAUUUUGGCAGCUCAAAGAUUUUUGAAAGGAGCAAGGAAGAAUUGCAGUCAGUAAACCAGGGCUCCCUUUUCUAUAUGGCACCGGAGGUACAACAGCGUCACAAGGAUAAGUUCUUCGCCAGUUAUUCGAAGUCAGUGGAUGUAUACAGCAUGACAGUUUCAAUUUGGGAAAUGUUGACACGAAGAUUGGACCAAGUGGUGAAUCCUCACUCCGUGAGGAUCCGUUCAUGUCCGCCAUUUCUUCAAAGUCUCUUUGAUCGUGGAAUGGCAGAAGAUCCGCGUCAGCGACCAACAGCGACACAGUUGGUCCGACUCUUCGAUUUGAUCAUGUGCAAAGUCUGCACGAUGGACACUUCGCAACUGUGCAUUCACUUCGAGAACGCUGAAGCUCCCAGCACCUCUCAAGAGAUCAGCAUUAUCACCGAUUCUCAGACCACUGAUGCUCUAUCAGAGAUCCCUAUCAGACAUGAGGAUGAAACUGCAACGAUCCAUGCUAGGGAGAGUGAACCAGACAUCGAGAUGACGGUAAAUGUAAAAGACUUUGGCCUUGUGUUUACUGCAAAUAUUAUUCUACAAUACAUUUAA
Molecule: messenger RNA, 1116 nt
Organism: Echinococcus granulosus
Lineage: Eukaryota; Metazoa; Platyhelminthes; Cestoda; Cyclophyllidea; Taeniidae
Product: Putative mitogen-activated protein kinase kinase kinase 7-like protein
Exons: 9
Coding region: 1-1116 (371 amino acids)
Biological process (GO): protein phosphorylation
Molecular function (GO): ATP binding; protein kinase activity
Source: RefSeq, a predicted model, not a curated record